CUUAAACGGACAAUGGAAAAGCCUCGUGGUUUUAGUGUGUCUUGUACAAUACAAUUUCUGUUCUACUAGAAUUUACCGCGCAGUUGAAAAAGAUGCAAGUGUCUAAAUUCUUCAAUUCAAUCAACUUUACUUGCCUGGAACAUUCCAUUUCAACUGCUAUUGUUCUUUGUCACUGAAUCCUCUGUUACGAUCUGGUCUCGAAAGUCCAAAGAAAAAGAAGAAAACGUCGAGAGCGAGACGACCGCGGCUUCCAGGAAACCAACGACGAACUGACGUGGAGAGAAGAAGAGAGGAAGAAAAAGGAGAGGCAUGAGAGUAGAGAGUGGAGCGAGGAGAGCUACGGAGGUUAAGCCCGGAUCUUUAGCAAAUUGUAUGGCGAGUGAGGGAUUUUAAAGGUGUUAUUCUUGUUCCCUAUUACUUUAAUCCAGCUGUGUCCGUAAAUCAACGGAAUAAAAUCAAGGACAACAUUGUCAGUGAUGAAUGCUCAAGAAGUUGGUAUUAUUCAAUAUGUUUCAAAUGGAAAAGGGUUUUCGGCUGUUUGGAAAUCCUCAGAUUUUCAGGUCAAUGAAAUCAGUUUGGAUGGAAAAGAAAUCCACUUAACUGAUAGAACACUGCCAGAUAUUAUGGUUUUUCCAAAAAAAAAUAUCAAAGAGUUUCCUUCUCCAUAUGAACAAAAUCAACUUUUAACUGCUGAUCAAUGGAAUGAAAUUGAUGGAAUGAUAAAGAAUGAACUGCCUCUAACGAUUAAAAUUGAUGUUUGUGGCAAAAGAAAAGACGAGCGACAGAGUCUAGCCAGGGUUCUAUCCGUGAAAUAUGAAGGGCUUAGCUUCAAAACUGUCUGUAACGUUCUACAAAUCUCCAAGCGUGAAAAUGUAAGGCCAAGAAUUCGGGAACCUCCGCCUUCUACCUUGUAUACACAGUUUGUUUUGUACAAGGAAAAUCUUAGCACGGCGACAGCCCUAGCGAAAUUGUAUCGUAGCAGAAAACCAAGCUUAAGGCCAAAAUUUUGGACUGCCGGCGACCUACCAAAAAGAGCAAACACAAGUCAGCUGGUAACUGCAUUCGACUGGAGUCCUCUACAUGUUGCAAGUGGCUUGCGAUCAAAUGUUAUUAUUGGGAACUACAAAUUUACCGAUAAACCACUUGUGCCAGGUCAUCGCAUUGGCAGCCAUUACACGAUUGCGCUCCGGCAGGUGAUGGGAGAUGCCAGUGUAAUCAAAGCAAAUUUGGAGUCGUUGAAAAUAAACGGCUUCAUUAAUUAUUAUGAUGUCGAAUGUUUUGGAAGGAGCCGUGAAGCACCUUUGCAUUUAAUUGGCAAAUGCUUACUUAAAAAGAACUGGCAGGAAGUCAUCAAUCUUAUGUUAGAACCCUCUGCUAUUGAUCCGGGUGAUGUAACUGGCGAGGAGUAUGCAGCACUUGUGAAAUACAAAGUAUCGAGGAAUGCUUGGCUGGCCUUAGAAAAUGUACCGUCCGGGGAAAGUACCUCAAUCGAGUGUAAACUCCUCUAUGAUAUGAAGAACCGAAGAAAGAACGUCAACCGCCUGAUUAGAUCCAUUCCACGCAGCAAGCUACGUAUUUACGUACGUGCCUAUUUGCGUUUUCUAUGGAACAUGAUUGCGUCAGAACGUAUUGCCAAAUUUGGUUUGGAGCCAAUAAUAGGAGACUUGGUCUACGCUUAUCACCCAGAAAAUGGCAGUACAGAAAAGUCUCAGCGAAAAAUUAUUUUGCUUGACGAAGGCAAUAUUCGAAAUUACACCAUCAGUGAUGUUAUGCUACCACUCCCGGGGAUUGAUGGCACUUACCCGCUUAACGAAGUAGCAAAUUACAAUACCAACUUUUUACUGAAGGAUGGAUUGUUGGAGAGCGAUUUGAAACGUGCCGUCAAGGAUUACAGCGUCGACGUCGAAUACCGACCCGUCGUGGCGAAGCCCUUCGACAUUGUUUGGUACUUUAUACGUUAUAGUAAUCCCUCGGAGACACUAGUUUGGUCGGACAUGGAUCGGAUGAGGAAAAAGGAAAAGCCUAAUCUUAUUGAAAAUGGUGCUUUCCUUGGACUAGUGAUCGAAUUCGACCUACUUUCUUCAGUGUAUGCUACGAUGGCCCUGAGGGAAAUCACGAAAAUGGAUACGAUUUUCGAUUUCGUGACACCAAAUGUGCCCGGUAACGAAACAUUAAAGGCAGAUUUGAUUUCAAGAGAUCGUAAGUCCUCCGCGGAACCCAAGGCUAAGCGAAUCAAGUUAAUGGAUACAGUUGAAAAAUCCAUACCAGGCGUCUAGGCUCGUGUUCACCUGAGAAUUCAAACGUCAGCAUUUGAUCUUCUAAAAGAAUUCGAUUAAUUUCAAUUCAGUUGGCUUUCAUGGUACAUAUAGAAGUAAUCGUUUCUCAUUUGCUGUUUCGGUCCAAAACGGCUUGUUCAUUUUUGCAUUCGUUUUAGAGAAUAUAUCUAUAGUUUUUCUUUUUCA
Molecule: messenger RNA, 2462 nt
Organism: Daphnia magna
Lineage: Eukaryota; Metazoa; Arthropoda; Branchiopoda; Diplostraca; Daphniidae
Product: pseudouridylate synthase 7 homolog
Exons: 10
Coding region: 477-2276 (599 amino acids)
Biological process (GO): pseudouridine synthesis
Cellular component (GO): nucleus
Molecular function (GO): pseudouridine synthase activity; RNA binding
Source: RefSeq, a predicted model, not a curated record